Messenger RNA from Engraulis encrasicolus (European anchovy), 2008 nucleotides. RefSeq names its product potassium voltage-gated channel, Shaw-related subfamily, member 3b (gene kcnc3b). The record is from RefSeq and is a predicted model, not a curated record. The coding region runs from base 32 to 2008 and encodes 658 amino acids. NCBI's taxonomy places the organism in Eukaryota, Metazoa, Chordata, Actinopteri, Clupeiformes, Engraulidae. Gene Ontology annotation, molecular function: protein binding; delayed rectifier potassium channel activity. The transcript is spliced from 5 exons. Gene Ontology annotation, biological process: potassium ion transmembrane transport; protein homooligomerization. Gene Ontology annotation, cellular component: voltage-gated potassium channel complex; axon terminus; postsynaptic membrane.
ACAACAACAACAAAACGAAUUCUGAGAUUUAAUGUGCGUGUUUUUGGACACGCGCACGCUAUCCAAACCCAGACCCAAAGCAAGGCGCAAGGGUGGGAACAAGACGUCCAACAAAGCAUGUUACAGCGCAGACAUGCCUUGUCCGUCGGAAAGCGAGAAAAUUGUGAUAAACUGCGGGGGGGUUCGACACGAGACUUACCGCAGCACCCUAAAGACGCUGCCUGGCACACGUCUGUCCUGGUUGACAGAACCGGACGCGUACAGUAACUUUGAUUACGACCCCAAAUCAGACGAGUUCUUCUUCGACCGCCACCCUUCCGUCUUCUCGUUCAUCCUCAACUAUUACCGGACUGGAAAGUUGCACUGUCCCAACGAUGUGUGUGGACCGCUCUUCGAGGAGGAGCUGGCUUUUUGGGGCAUCGACGAGACAGACGUGGAGGCAUGCUGCUGGAUGAACUAUCGCCAACACAGGGAUGCCGAGGAGGCUCUGGACAGCUUCGAGAAUGCCGAGCCGAAGGAGGAGGAUGACGAUCCAGCCCUCGUAGGGGGCGCGGACGGGGAUCUGAAGAGACUUUGCCUCCAAGAAGACGGGAGGAAAGUGGACUGGUGGCGCGUGUGGCAACCAAGAAUCUGGAACCUGUUUGAGGACCCCUACUCGUCCAAAUAUGCCCGCUAUGUGGCAUUCCUCUCCCUGUUCUUCAUUCUCGUCUCCAUCUCAACCUUCUGCAUGGAGACGCACGAGGCCUUUAACACCAUCUACAACCGCACAGAAAACGUGACGGUGGGUAACAUGACCACGGAGGAAAUCAUGUAUGAGGUAGUCACGGAUAGCUGGUUGACCUACGUCGAAGGCGUAUGUGUCAUCUGGUUUACCAUCGAAGUCUUCACUCGGGUGGUCUUCUGCCCGAACAAAGUGGAGUUCUUCAGGAGCGCUCUGAACAUAAUUGACUUCGUGGCCAUCUUGCCCUUCUACCUAGAGGUGGGCCUCAGCGGCCUCUCGUCCAAGGCCGCCAAGGACGUGCUGGGCUUCCUGCGCGUCGUCCGCUUCGUCCGCAUCCUGCGAAUCUUCAAGCUGACGCGCCACUUCGUGGGCCUGCGCGUCCUGGGACACACGCUGCGCGCCAGCACCAACGAGUUCCUGCUGCUCAUCAUCUUCCUUGCGCUGGGGGUCCUCAUCUUCGCCACCAUGAUCUACUACGCCGAGCGCAUCGGCGCCGACCCCAACGACCCCACGGCCAGCGCCCACACCACCUUCAAGAACAUCCCCAUCGGCUUCUGGUGGGCCGUGGUGACCAUGACGACCCUGGGCUACGGAGACAUGUACCCGGAGACGUGGUCGGGGAUGCUGGUGGGGGCGCUGUGCGCCUUGGCGGGCGUGUUGACCAUCGCCAUGCCCGUGCCCGUCAUCGUCAACAACUUCGGCAUGUACUACUCGCUGGCCAUGGCCAAGCAGAAGCUGCCCAAGAAGAAGAACAAGCACAUUCCGCGGGCGCCGCAGCCCGGCUCGCCCAACUACUGCAAGCCCGACGCCCUCGCCAUGGCCACCGCCUCGCCCCAGAGGAUCCUGGGUAACGUGCUGGGUAACGUAAUGGGCUCGGGCAUGCUCUCUGGGGACUGCCCCCUCGCGCAGGAGGAGAUCAUCGAGAUAAACAGAGACUCGAAGCAGAACGGUGAUGCUGCAAACGCGGCGUUGGCCAAUGAGGACUGCCCCACCAUCGACCAGGUGCUGAGUCCCGACGAGCGCAGUCCUGCCAACCGCGGCAGCAACAACCGCGAGCGCUACGCGCAGGAGCGCGACCGCUACCCGCAGGACCGUGCCUGCUUCCUGCUCAACACGCGCGAGUUCCGCACCACCGCAGACAACACCAACCCGCCCCCCGAGGCCUCCGCCCUGGCCGCAGCCCCCGGCCCCGAGCCCUCCUUGUCGGAGGAGUGGUAUAAGCUGGAAGGCUCCCUGCUACAGCAGGACCUCAAUGCAAACUCGGCCUCCUCCUGGAUCAAACCAUAA